Messenger RNA from Cynocephalus volans (Philippine flying lemur), 207 nucleotides. It is a transcript of the gene NBDY, whose product is annotated as negative regulator of P-body association. Lineage: Eukaryota; Metazoa; Chordata; Mammalia; Dermoptera; Cynocephalidae. The transcript has a single exon. The record is from RefSeq and is a predicted model, not a curated record.
AUGGGAGACCAAACUUGUGCCUCCGGGAGAUCCACGCUCCCACCUGCAAACAAACGGGAAGCCAAGCCUUCAAAAAAGCGCUGUCUCCUUGCUCCGAGGUGAGAUUAUCCAGAAGGCACUCCCAGUGGAGAUAGUAUCAUUCUCCCCUCCUCACCUCCUCCUACGUCAGCUGGCCUGAAGUCUCACCCUCCUCCUCCGAAGAAGUAG